Megalobrama amblycephala (Wuchang bream) is the source of this 978-nucleotide messenger RNA. It is a transcript of the gene pym1, whose product is annotated as PYM homolog 1, exon junction complex associated factor. The record is from RefSeq and is a predicted model, not a curated record. The transcript has 3 exons. Gene Ontology annotation, biological process: exon-exon junction complex disassembly. Lineage: Eukaryota; Metazoa; Chordata; Actinopteri; Cypriniformes; Xenocyprididae. Bases 93 to 683 code for a protein of 196 amino acids. Gene Ontology annotation, cellular component: exon-exon junction complex; cytoplasm. Gene Ontology annotation, molecular function: RNA binding.
GCCGUUCAGGAUCAUUACCGCCACCUACCGUGUUUUGUCGCUGUCUCGCGAUAGCUAAACAAGCCGGAAACGGAAGUUGGUCUUUGUUAAAGAUGGCAACCCCCUAUGUGACAGAUGAAUCUGGUAAAUAUAUCGCCGCCACGCAGCGGCCGGACGGCACGUGGAGGAAACCGCGGCGCGUGAAGGACGGAUACGUUCCGCAGGAGGAGGUACCGGUCUAUGAGAACAAAUACGUGAAGUUCUUCAAGAGUAAACCCGACCUGCCGCCCGGCAUGAACCCGGAGGACGCGGCGCAGGCUUCCAGCGGAGCCGAGAAACAGGGCGACACCGCCGGACUCUCCAAAACGGCCAAACGCAACAUGAAGCGCAAAGAGAAGCGCAAGCAGCAAAGCCAGAGUCAGCAGGAGGACGUGAAGGCCUUGAGCGAGGAGCUGGACGGAGUGAAGGUCAGCGAGGACGAGAAGAGGGUGAACCCCGAGCCCGAAGGCACAGACCCGACGGCGGCGGCCGCCGAGAAAGCCAAGAAGAUCAAGAACCUGCGGAAGAAGCUGCGGCAGGUGGAGGAGCUCCAGCAGAAGAUCAGCUCCGGAGAGCUGAAGAGCCCCAGCAAGGAACAGCUGGACAAACUGGGGCGGGGCCAGGCGUUACGGGCGGAGCUACAGCUGCUGGAAGGGGAUUUGUGAGGCCAGCUGUCAAUCAACUGUCUCCAGUCAUGUGUGUCGGUCACUUCAUUCUUGUGUUUUAUACAUCAUGGAGACUCGCGGCGGCACGUCCUGCGCUCUGGACUCUUUGUGCAGGUCUUCAGCAGCACCUGCGGGAGCGCAUCUGUGUGACGUCUCAGAUUAGAGUGAACGUUAGUUAUCAUUGAGACUGAUGGACUAAAAAUCAUGAUGUCAUCGUUUUUUUACCACCGUAGUGCAUAACGGCAUGAAAUAACAAUGUGUAGAAUUGUGUUAUAUUAAACAUAGCAUAACAAUC